CAAAUGCCCAGAUCAAGAUUAGCUGAGGACUCACCUCACGCAAUCAUCGCUGCCUUCCUUGAGAAGUUUCAUUAUACAGAUACCCUCGACGCCUUCCGCCACGAAACAGGACUUGGCUUCAAUGAUGGUCCGAAAGCAUUGGAUCUGGAGGAGUUGUUGGGGGAUCGACGGAUGAGGGAGAUGCAGGCUACGAUGCACGCGACGCAUGUCCAGGACGCCUUGUCUACCCUUCCUAGCUGGUCGGCUCCUAGUGGGGAGCCGGUGAAGUUCAGAGAGACGGCAUGUGUGCACGGUGCUGUACUGAAUGCGAUGGUUGUCGAAGGGAUGGUAUGGUUGUCGUAUAGUGAUGGUGCUGUCGAGGUCAGGACCACACAAUCGCUGGACUCUAAGAACCCAGACCAUUUGAAAGUGGGACGGUUUCAUCCGCAUGGACGGAGUCCGGUGUUGAGUAUGGUUGUUGAUGGUCAGUUCUUGAUCACUGGUGGUAUGGAUGGAAGGAUUUUGGUUACGGACGUCCCUCGCAAUGGUGGGCCGCAUGUGGAGCAUGUGCAGACUGUUGCGAAGCAUGGGAGGUAUGUCGUUCGGCUGGCGAUGUCUAGUGACAAGGGGUUCCUUGUUUCUGCGAGUUACGACAAUACUGUCAAGAUCUUUUGUCGUGACCGGGCGUCACCAGCGUGCCCCGUACCGGCGUGGAAGGAGGAGCGAACGAUCACAUUCGCGACACAGCCGGAGGCAUUGCACAUCACCGAAGACAACGAGGUCAUUAUGGCUGCACGAUCAUCGAACCUCCUGCAAUGUAUCAAGCUGUAUACAGGUGAGGAGAGGACGAUUAACCUGAACGCUGUUGGUGAUGACCACGUCUCGUUCUCCCCACUGGACAUCGCACCGCACCCCCAAAACCCGAAUGUCCUCGCAAUUGCGACCCUUCACCCCACAACCCCUUUUCACCGGGUCGUCUUCCUCGACCUCUCUCAAUCUCGGGUGAUUGGUGACCUAUGGACGGAUGCGCCGCAAAACGAGUACUCCACUCCACGGGUGGUAUGGCGAGGUAGUGGUGAUGGAAUCUGGGUUAAUGGGGAUGAUGGCGUCUUACGUGGGUACGAUGUCAGUACAAAGAGGAAGAUUGGGGUGUUAGCGGGACAUGAGGGGAAUGUUAAGGCGGUUUGGGCUGGGACGGUGGAGGGGAGGGAGGUGGUUGUUACUGGAGGGUUCGAUAAGACGGUCAGGUUGUGGUGGUAG
Messenger RNA from Saitoella complicata NRRL Y-17804, 1239 nucleotides. RefSeq names its product WD40 repeat-like protein. Lineage: Eukaryota; Fungi; Ascomycota; Saitoellomycetes; Saitoellales; Saitoellaceae. Bases 4 to 1239 code for a protein of 411 amino acids. The record is from RefSeq and is a predicted model, not a curated record. The transcript has 2 exons. Gene Ontology annotation, molecular function: protein binding.